Rotaria socialis is the source of this 903-nucleotide messenger RNA. Lineage: Eukaryota; Metazoa; Rotifera; Eurotatoria; Philodinida; Philodinidae. The record is from the annotation of a GenBank genome assembly.
AUGAUGCUUGCUGAUUUUGCAACGCAACCAAAACUUAUGUCCACUAUCAACUCCGUCCAGAGAACGGUUGUCAAUCAUAAUGAUUCUAGUUCAAUCGCUCCGAUCAAAAUUCCACUGGUAUCAUUCGAACCAAUUUUGGCUGCAUCGCCCAACUUUAUUCUUGCGAAUGAAUUCACAAAAAGAAGAAAUCAAUUCGUACUCUACGAUGAAAACCUUCAUAAGUUAACUACGCGCUCAUUGUUAAGAACACCUGUGCUAGAUGCACUAUGGUAUGAUCAUCAACAACGCUUUCUUAUCCUAACAUCAGAAAAUGUUUAUACCAUUGAUCCGCAUACGGGGGAUAUUAACGUAUUACGAGAAUUGAUACCAAUGGAAAAUAAAACUUUUAAAACGUUUACAUUAUUAAAUCAAUCUACCCUAUUAAUUGCAUAUAAUGAAUGGGGUGCAAAAUAUAUUGAUAGAUGGCAACAAAAUGUUGAUGAUGGCAUUUGGAUACUUAUUGAGAGACAACCAUUAAAAUUAACGUCCAAUGAAUUUAUUGGAGAUAUAUGCACAAUUACCAACAAUGAUUGUGAAAGUCUUGCGAUUACAAUUUAUAACAUUUUAACCGAACAAUGGAGAAUUGAGAUUCGCAAUAUAGAUACAUUUAUAUGUACCAGAGCAAUUUUACUCCCAGGAUCGAGUCUUGUGCAUGAUUAUAGAUUGAUAUCGGUAAAAACAACUGAAUCGGAUAUCAAAUGGCUUGUAUUUUCUUCAAUAAAUUCCAAUAUUAUAGCGAUUGAUUCGAACUGGAAGAGAAUACAAGUAAAUUAUAAGCAUCCUGUUCAACGAAUGGCAGUAUUCAAAGAUAACUAUUUGAUUGUGCGCACAACGGAACGUAUAGACAUACACAUGUUUUUUUAG